GAGCCGGUCGCAGACAGUCAGACUUUGCUAUUCAGCUUUUUAGUGCGUUUACAGCGACCGGCGGCACAUCAUCUCGCGUUCACGCCAUCCGCUCAACCUCUACAGCACGCGCACCACACCAUUGAUCGGUGUCUUCGAUACAAGUCCAGAGGUAGUUCACCGAAAACAUGCCGAACAUAAUCAACGAGGUGAAGUUGGACUUCAAAGACGUGCUGCUCAGGCCGAAAAGGAGCACACUCAAGACCCGGGCUCAAGUGGACUUGUUUCGGCACAUUACGUUUCGUAACUCCAAGCGCACGUAUCAGGGUAUACCGAUGAUGGCAUCCAAUAUGGACACUGUCGGGACGUUCGAAAUGGCAGCUGCCCUGGGGAAACAUGGGCUAUUUACUACAAUCCACAAGUAUUACGAACCUGAAGAAUGGUUAGAAUUCGCCAAAAACAAUAAAGACAUUUUACCACAUAUAGCUGUUACUUGUGGUAUAAAUGACCAUGAAUUUGAAAAACUCAAAAGAAUAUUGGAAGUUGUACCAGAUAUAUCUUUUAUUUGCCUCGAUGUAGCUAACGGUUAUACUCAACAAUUUGUGGAUAUUGUUCGAAAAACGCGAGCAGCAUAUCCACAACAUACAAUAAUUGCCGGUAAUGUGGUUACUGGUGAAAUGGUUGAAGAAUUAAUUUUGUCUGGUGCUGAUAUAAUUAAAGUUGGUAUUGGUCCUGGAUCAGUAUGUACCACACGUAUUAAGACUGGCGUGGGUUAUCCUCAGUUAAGUACGGUUAUUGAAUGUGCUGAUGCUGCCCAUGGUUUGCAAGGACAUAUUAUUUCUGAUGGUGGAUGUGUCUGUCCUGGAGAUGUUGCCAAAGCAUUUGGUGCCGGAGCAGAUUUUGUUAUGCUCGGUGGCAUGCUUGCUGGACAUGAUCAGAAUGGAGGCGAGUUAACCAUUAAACCAAAUGGUACUAAGUGUAAAUUAUUUUAUGGUAUGAGUUCAUUGACAGCUAUGAAGAAACAUGCUGGUGGUAAAGCAGAGUACAGAGCUGCUGAAGGUAAAGCCGUUGAAGUACCAUAUAGAGGUGAUGUAAAUGAAACUAUUCUUGAUAUACUUGGUGGACUUCGUUCAGCAUGUACCUAUACUGGAGCACAUACAUUAAAAGAGUUACCAAAGCGUGCCACAUUUAUUCGAUGCACUCAACAAGUAAACUCUGUGUACUCAAAUAUAACUACUCGUGAAUAAUUAAUGCCCACGUUUUAUGAUAUUGUACAUGGUAAAAAAGGUAUUUUUUUUUACCUGAUAUAUGGUAUAAUAUUCAAUUAUUGAUUCUAUAGUAUAAUUUAUUCCAAAGUCACAUUUUGCAUUACCUAAGCGUCAGUAGAAUUUAAGACUGUAUUUUUAAAGGUUGUAUAAUAGUUUUUUUUUCUAAAAAGUCAUUUCAAUUUUGUGAUAGAAAAAUUUUCUCAUUGUACUUUUAUUAAUUCAUAAAUCAUAAUCAAUCAUUAAUUAGUGAGGUUAAAAUUAAUUUGAAAUACAAUUUAGGUUAGAUCUGAUUUUUUUUUUUAAAAAUUUAAAUGUUAUUCUUAAUAUUUGAACAUGAAAUAUUAUAUUAGAUUUAGUAUAAUUGUUUAUUUACUUUAUACAAAAAGUAACUCAAAUUCUACGCAAUAUAAUUCUAAAACUGUGAUGUGAUUUUUUUUUCUAUGUUUAGGAAUAUCUUUAGUUGUAUAAUUUAUAAUUAUAACUUAUAAAUUGUAAAAAUGUAUUAGUUAUGUUGAUUUUUAUAGAUUUUUAAUCCUAUUUAUGAUCUGACUACAAUUGAAUAAUUUAAUGCUAUUAAUAAUUAUUAAAAAAAAAGAAAUUAAUUUGUUUUGAGUGUUUGUACAAUUAUUUUGAAACUUCUAUAUUUUACUUGUUUUUAUUUUUUAAUUAACUAAUAAAUAAAAUAAAAUUUAAAUUGUA
This is a messenger RNA of Aphis gossypii (cotton aphid), 1946 nucleotides long. Its product is annotated as GMP reductase 1-like. Gene Ontology annotation, biological process: nucleotide metabolic process. Gene Ontology annotation, molecular function: GMP reductase activity. The transcript has 6 exons. Gene Ontology annotation, cellular component: GMP reductase complex. The record is from RefSeq and is a predicted model, not a curated record. Bases 168 to 1226 code for a protein of 352 amino acids. NCBI's taxonomy places the organism in Eukaryota, Metazoa, Arthropoda, Insecta, Hemiptera, Aphididae.